This is a messenger RNA of Puccinia graminis f. sp. tritici CRL 75-36-700-3, 1234 nucleotides long. Its product is annotated as urease accessory protein. The record is from RefSeq and is a predicted model, not a curated record. Bases 187 to 993 code for a protein of 268 amino acids. The transcript has 7 exons. Gene Ontology annotation, molecular function: nickel cation binding; GTPase activity. NCBI's taxonomy places the organism in Eukaryota, Fungi, Basidiomycota, Pucciniomycetes, Pucciniales, Pucciniaceae.
GAAAAUGGUGUUGCCCCAACAUGUUUCUCGACUGUUAAGUGGGAAUUUGGGAAUUUGAAAUACGAGUGGGAUGCCGAUCAACUGCUGCACCCUGGUUGAAUCUGGUUUUCUCUCGAGUGCAAGCAGUCUUCCACAUCUAAUUUUAUUAGUCUUCCAAUCCCAUCGAGCUACAUACAGCACAGCAGGAUGAAGUUUGAUCUGGCGAAUGGCCAGCCGCCCAACCUGUCGGCCGAAUCAGAACACAGCCACGACCACCACACACACGAUCUCGCUCAUGACCAUGGACACUCUCAUGAGCAUCUAGACCAUCCUGGCAAGUUUCUGGAACGCGACCUUCCCGACUUCACCGGUAGGGACUGGAACGAACGCGCAUUUACCGUCGGGAUCGGAGGACCUGUGGGAUCGGGAAAAACCGCUCUGACAUUAGCGCUCUGCGAGAAAUUAAGAGAUAGAUAUAAUCUGGGGGUGCUCACCAAUGAUAUCUUCAUCCCGGAAGAUCGAGACUUCCUUCAAUCCCACAACGCACUCCCCAACCCAUCGCAGAUCGUGGCGAUCGAGACCGGCGGAUGUCCUCACGCAGCCAUCAGAGAAGACGUCUCCGCAAACUUGGCAGCGCUUGAAAAGUUACAGACCGAGUAUAAAUGCGAGCUCUUGCUCGUCGAAAGUGGAGGUGAUAAUUUAGCGGCCAACUAUUCUAGGGAACUUGCCGAUUAUAUCAUCUACGUCAUAGAUGUAGCUGGUGGGGAUAAGAUUCCUAGAAAGGGAGGUCCCGGAAUCAGUCAAAGCGAUUUAUUAGUGAUCAACAAGAUCGACUUGGCCCCACAUGUGGGUGCUUCGCUAGAAGUGAUGAGACGGGAUUCUGACGUGAUGAGAGACGGCGGGGCGACGGUGUUUACGGCUGUCAAACAUGGGACAGGUGUUGAAGCAGUGGUCUCAUUUAUCCUGGCUGCUUGGGAAUCUAGUGGAGCAAAGAAGCUCUCUAUAAGUGUAUAAUCUCUUCCAUCUGGUCAUCUAUCAUCAAAGGUUCUGUUGCUAAUCUCCACACCGCAAGAUGUCAUGUUGCACAUUCAUUUGUUUUGCAUGGCUGCCUUCUUAUGUAUCUCGCAGUCAAAUCAAAAUCAGCGGUCAUUAUUUACUUGUAAUAUACGUUUUCAAGUUUACUUGAUUUUAACUUCCUGGUAUUUAAAUUCAAGAUAAUUAAUACUCGAACCUUGUCUCAAUAUUGCUGCAGUCG